AUUUGUUUUCUACAAUGCAAGAGCUAUCAAAUGUUGUCAAUGACGCUAUGUCUUGCUUUCAAGACACACUAAAUAUUGAACACACGUUGAGUUUCUUUUUAAUGAAAGACUUGUGAGAACUGGCUGAUUAUGGUUCAAAAGCAUGGCAUCAGGACGUGGAAAGACCCAAAAUUAUGCUUAUGGGAGGCAAAGAGCUGCCCGUGGUGUCAUCAGUGACAGAGAAAUCCGGUUCAAAUGCUUCUCCCAGAACACAAUUUUUGAUGUUUUGAGGUCACGACCAGGUUGGCAAGAAGUGCAAGGAGACAAUGAGUGGGAUUUUUACUGGUGUGAUCGUGAAUGGCUACAUGCCAACUACGACACAAUGUUCCUACAGGAGCAUCAGAAGAUUUUACAUUUCAGGAAUCAUUAUGAGCUCACAAGAAAAAACUUGAUGGUAAAAAACCUGAAGCGUCUCCGCAAGCAAACUGAAAGGGAACUAGGGAAAGUCGAGGCACAAGCAUUUGACUUUUUCCCCUCCACAUUCGAGUUACCAUCGGAGUACCAUAUCUUUGUGGAGGAAUUCAAACGCAACCCUGGAAUGAUAUGGAUUAUGAAGCCAGCUGCCAAAUCUCAAGGGAGAGGAAUUUUUCUCUUCCGCAAAUUAAAGGAUAUCACAGACUGGAAGAAAGGAGAAUAUCAGCCUUUGGGAGAUCCCAAUGCUCCUAAAGAUAUACCAGAAACAUAUGUUGUUCAGCGUUACAUUGAGAACCCAUACCUCAUUGGGGGGAGGAAAUUUGACAUCAGGAUAUAUGUGCUUGUUGUAUCAUACAAUCCUUUGAAGGUGUGGCUGUAUAGAGGAGGAUUUGCCAGAUUCUCAAAUACCAGAUUUUCCAUGGAUUCCAUUGAAGAUACAUACAUACAUCUCACUAAUGUGGCGGUUCAGAAAACGUCUCCUGAUUAUGAUCCAGAAAAGGGCUGCAAAUGGUCUGCACAACAACUUAGGAAGUACUUGGUGGCUAAGCAUGGCACAGCAGCGGUGAAAGUGCUGAAUUCAGCAAUUGAUAACAUUAUCAUCAAGAGUCUACAGAGUGUUCAGAAGAUCAUCAUCAAUGACAAACACUGUUUUGAAAUGUAUGGUUAUGAUGUCCUUCUUGAUGACGCCCUCAAACCAUGGCUCAUUGAGAUCAAUGCCUCACCAUCUCUGACUGCCAGCGGGAAGGAGGAUUACCAACUCAAAUGUGGACUGCUCAAUGAUGUUUUGAAUGUUUUAGACCUUGAAAACAGACUGAGCGGCAAGGAAAAACGUGUGGGUGGAUGGGAUUUGUUGUGGGACGAUGGGCCUGUAUUCAUAGAGGAGAUGACACAGGAGACUGGACUGGCCACUUAUAUGAGUGUCAACUCAUUCUUAGGUUGUGAGAACACCCGCAAGGAGCAGCUACGAGAGAUGUACACCUUGGCACAAGCAGUAAAGAAAUGAUGGUUGAGGAGCACCAGUUGUGUCAAUCCAUUUCAAGACAUUAGGAAAAAAAAACUCAACAUGAAAUCUUCAGCAUUUGUGAAACUGAUUCAUUAAAGUUAAAGACCAGUCAUGGUGUUGUAGUUGUACAUCUAAAGUGAAACGCAAUAUUGGAAUAGGAAGUGUUUAUCGAAGAACAAAUACAUGUUAUUCAAAACUUUAAAAGGAUCUUAGCCAUCCUCACCUAAAGGUCCGUUUAGGAAUGUGCAAGCGAUACUUUCUUGAUUAAUUCAAGGCCGCACUUGUUAUUAAAAAUGCCCCUCUUUUUUAAAGACAAAAGUUUGUAUUUCAUAAACCUUCUGUUAAGAGGGUUAAUUACGAUGGAAUCUAUGCUUAUCAAAAGUAUUGAAAAUGAAAAACAGUUUUACAUAUGUACCGUACAGUGAAACUCAUAUUCAAUUGACUCAAAUCAAACAAAAACUCAGACUUAACAAAAGGAAUUGGGUUCCCUGUUUUUUUCAAUUCAUGAAAUUCAAUAAAAAUAACUCGGAUUCAACGAACACAUAAAUGAGCAAGCUCGGAUUCAACUAAGUCACUUGCAGGGCUACCUCCGCGGAUGUGGCUUCUCUCACUUUUCUCCCGCAACGAACCUUAUCUAUGGCAUCUGCAUGGUGAACCAUUAUUCACUUAGCUUAUUGUUCAUACCUUAUGCGAUCAAUCAGUCUUCUUCCAUACCAACACAUGCGUUGUUAUCACAUACGCACAUGUCUUACUGUGUGUCAGGGUCGGAUGGGCAGCCAGCACACAUUUGACUGUGUGUGCAUGUGUCUGGCAGGAGGGGACACAAGCUGUCCAGGCAUGGAACAUCAGUAGAGAUCUAUUAAUGCGUCACAGUUAUUUUUUGCCCUGGCUACUGAACAAUUUUACAAUGAUAAGCUAGUCUUGACAUAGAUCUAUGUAAUGAAUUACAUAUUAGAAUGUGGAAUCAAACAUUGACGUAUGGCUAGGUUUUACUCAGCAACAUAACUUGUUGGGCAAACAUUACAUUAUAGAUGAUAGAUGACACAGGAGUACAAUAGAGGAAUCAACCGUUUUACAGUGUGUGCUUGGUAGAGUUCAAUGUAUUUUCCUGGAAUUUUUCAGUAUUUUUUCGGCAUAGCAUCAAAGAAAAGAUUGUGCCUCUCGUUUGAAACAAAACUACUUUUGAUUGAGAAAGUCGAAUACAUUAUUCAUUACUGCUAGAUGCCUGUAUUUAUUUACACAAAAACCUCAUGUUUGCUGUAAAGAGUAACGACUUCAUUGAAUCAGAGUUCCACUGUAUAUCAGAUUGUGUAAGAUUUUUUAUUAAAGCUGAAUUAGGACCAUUUCAUUCAAUAAUGUUAAUGCUCCUAGAGUGUAUUCAAGUAGUACAUCCUUACAAUACUCAUGAGGUAGACAUCCCUCUACCUUUAAUGAAAAUUACUCUGAACAAAAACUUUGCAAGUUCUUUGACUUGGGUGUUUUAAAUUGAUUGCUCUCAUUGUUACAGUCUUGAUAUGGGCCUAUAUUUUUUGGGUGCAUUGAUGUAUAUGUACCACAUGCAGUAUUAUCGUUGAGGUGUCAAGGUUUAUAAAAUAAAAGCAACAAUGUAAUCUUACUCCUUAGACCGCAGCAUGUUAAUGUCAUAAUAAUAAUAAUAAUAAUAAUAAUAAUAAUAAUAAUAAUAAUAUAUUUAUAAAGCACAUAUAAUGUAUAUCUCUCUACUCAAAAGAAGGCUCUAGACCCACUUUAUUAUUAUUCUGAUAGAUACAUAACUUUCUAAACUUCUUAAGAAGCAUUCAGAACAAGGUGCCAUUUUUACAGGCACUUUACCAACAUACUAUCAAGAUCUUUUACCAAUAAAGCCAGGUACCCUUUCCCACCUAUGUGGCGUUAUUAAAAUAAAAAUAAGAGUAAAUUGUCUUUACCAAGGAUACAAUGUUGGAGUGAACAGGGAGGCAGAUGGUUUGCCAGUCAGGCAGAUAAACACUAGGCUUCUUAUGCCACACAUGCUCAGUUGUUCAUCCACUAUUUAGCAAUUAAAGGAUAAGGCAUAUGAAAUAUAUAUGCCUUCUGGUUGUUCAAGAUACACAUUACCCCGGUAGUACAUGUUUUAGUUGUUGGCUAUAUAGCCUACUUUUGCCUUGAUGUACCAAAGUCCAUUAAUGACAAUAUUUUUUUUCUCUCACUUUUCAGAUAUGCUGCUAGAGCUUUGCACUAAAAUGCGGACUUGCACUUUAACCAUGGGACAUGAAUAAGCGUUAUGAUUGAAUUCAUAAUUUAUUUUUAUAUACACAAUGUCUUAACCUUAUUUUUGACUCUCGUCUCAUGCUUAGAAUCCUUGUCCAUUCGAACUCCAAAGGUUACAAUUUGUUGCCAUUUACUUGUCAUUGCAUCAUAUCUUGCCAUGUAAUUGUUCACUAAUGUUUUACACACCAUGACCUGAAAGGAGACCAAUGUAUAAUAUGUGUAAUCAAUAUGCCAUAUUUUUACAGAAGAGUAUUAAUAUUUUAAUCAAAAUCUUAACACAAAAAAGUUCUUUCAUAUUAUACUGACAGUAUCCUGAAUGAAGCAAUACACAUGACAUUAGUGAUGUGCAAUUUUUUUUUUCUAGUCUUUGUUGACACCCCAAUUGGGAAGCAUUGAAAUAAAGAUUAAUAUUCUUCUCUCAAAUGAGCUUAUAUGCAAAAUCCAUCCCAAAAGUAUUUUGUUCCUGGCAAAGAUUCACUUACUUUAACUUUAAUAUAAAUAUUUUUAAAACACCAAUGGCGUAAUUCUGUCCAUGAGGUAAGCAACAAUUGCUUUUCAAUAAAAUAAUAAGUGCUCAAUCUUGCCAUAAAAGGACUUCCUCUCAGAAAUUCUACAUGUAUAUAAUUGAGUCCCCAUUACAGCUGUACUUAACUGAACACUUCGACACGUGUUAUGAUGUAAAUGGUAUUAUUUAUAGAACAGAGGAAGAAAAUUCUCAUCAAAAUUAGUUAUGGCCAACUCUUGUUUGUUUGCUCUUGCAAGUUGGAUGGUCAUGAAAAAUGUGAAAUUUGUCACUAAUAAUAAUAUGUUGCAAUUCUUUGUCAUCAGUCUUGACAUCUUCCACAGGACAGAUUUCCUCCAUAUAUUCAUUUUGGGUUGUUUUUUUCUUCAGUGUCAGAAAUAAUUUGUUCAGUCAUUGAAAUAUCUUGUUUUGGAAAACUUUCAACUAUAAUGCUAUAAUGGGUAGGAAAUAUAUUAUUAUAUUUUGGGAUUUCCAGUUAUUUCUCUACACAUUUUCCACCCCCAUCAACAAAAUUGAAUAAAGAUCAUAAGAGACGCAUUUUUUUGUAUCUACCUGUCUGGGUGUGUAUUCAUAUUUUUGAUUCUUUUGAACAUGAGGAUGUCGCAAUUUAUAAUUAAUAAAACUGUGAUCUUUUGUUCUUUGAAUCUUCAUGUGAAUGCAAAAAACAUGAUUUUAAGUAAAUCGUAGUAGUACGUCUAGCAUUAAUGAUACUUGGGGUAAAAUAAACAAAAUAAGACUUCCUAUGCUUUCCAAUGUUUGAUAUUUGAAAUUCCGUGGCCCCUAUCUGCUUCUCUUUUAGAGACUGGUUGAUGAAUAUUAGAACAACUUUUUCUGCAUCCUCAAUAUUUAUUACUUUUACUAGUUUUUACAAAAAUAUUUAGCACCUAGGUAUCAAACUGUGUUUUUUUGCUAUUUAAUUUAUGGUUGAAUGUUCCAUAUAUAUGUAUGUUAAAUACUCACAAACAUAAAGCACAAUUGACAUGUUGCAGAGCACAUAGUAUAUGUGUGUCAAAUAGAAUAACCAUGAAUAAAAGGAAUAUCAUUUAUAUUCUAAA
Aplysia californica (California sea hare) is the source of this 5281-nucleotide messenger RNA. Its product is annotated as probable tubulin polyglutamylase TTLL9. Gene Ontology annotation, cellular component: cilium. The transcript is spliced from 14 exons. Gene Ontology annotation, biological process: microtubule cytoskeleton organization; protein polyglutamylation. Bases 143 to 1456 code for a protein of 437 amino acids. The record is from RefSeq and is a predicted model, not a curated record. Lineage: Eukaryota; Metazoa; Mollusca; Gastropoda; Aplysiida; Aplysiidae. Gene Ontology annotation, molecular function: tubulin-glutamic acid ligase activity; tubulin binding.